AUGGGGAAUUGCUGCUCCUCCGAGGCCUCGGCCGUCGUGGCGAGACGCUCAGGCGCUGACAAGGAUGAGGUGCAUGCCGUGCCCUUUGCCGCUCUUCCUUCGCCGGACAAAUAUGCCGAAACGGUGGACACGGAACCGCGUAUCAAGGAUGAGGAACCGGCGUCUUCGCCCUCUCCAUCGUCGCCUUCGUCACCGUCCCAGGCGCCCGAGGAGCCCGAGGACGACUUUGUACCAGUACACAGACCCAGUAACAAGCACCUGGAGAACACACACCACGUCAAGAUCGGAGACUACAAUCUUCGUUACUCGUACUACUCGAAACGCGGUUAUUAUCCUGAAGCACGAAAAAAAGCGAACCAGGACAGCUACUACUGCGAGACGCACUUCGCUGGAGACGACCAGAAGGCCUUUUUCGCGGUCUUUGACGGCCACGGUCAAUAUGGAGACAUUUGCUCGCAGUUUGCAGCCGACCAAUUGCCCGAGAAUAUUAUCAAGAACCUGGACGAGAAUAUGAGCAUCCUACCGGCCCUCACAAGAGCCCAUGUGCAGACCAAUCGAGCCAUGCACGAGGCCAGUUUCGACGACUCGAUGAGUGGCACCACAUCCAUCUCCGUUCUCUUCUGUGGCAACGAGAUCCACGUCUCGAACGUCGGAGAUUCACGAGCGAUUGUCGCCCAGGAGAACUUGAAGGCUUCGACACGAGAAGGCGAGGCCAACCUCGUGGCCAAGCCGCUGUCGAUCGACCAGACGCCCUUCCGAAAGGACGAGAGAGUGAGAGUGAAAAAGUGUGGAGCUCGCAUCUUAACCGUGGACCAAGUCGAAGGCCUCGAGCCUAUUCACGAGAACUGGGGGCUCUCGCUCGGUGACGAGAUUGACGAGAACGGCGACCCUCCUCGGAUCUGGCAUCCUUAUGGACAGUACCCCGGCACUGCAUUCACGCGCAGCAUCGGAGAUUUGGUGUCGGAGGAGUUGGGUGUGACAGCUGAGCCGGAGAUCCUGUGCAAGGGCUUGAACCCGCACGAUAAGUUCAUCAUCAUCGCGAGUGACGGCGUCUUCGAGUUCCUCACAAGUCAGAACGUCGUGGACAUUGUCAAGCAGUACGAGAACCCGUCCGAGGCGUGUCAUGCUCUCGUUGAAGAGGCGUACAACCGCUGGCUGCAGUUUGAAGUGCGUACUGACGACAUCACAGCGAUCUGCAUCUUCCUCGACGGGGUUACCCCGGCUAAAGAGCGAGACGGGCCUCGUGGCAGUAUCUACGUUGGUGGAGAAGUGCUGGAUCUGCAGUCCAUGCAGAGGCCGGUGCGCGGCAUUACGAAGAACCAUGCGCGAAGGAACACGAUCGUAGGAACGGACGCGAUCCGUUUGUCGCUGGCUGAAGCAUUUAUGGAUGACGGCGAGCCCGGUCUCCCGGGUUUGGUUGACGCUGAGGGCAAGUCUGAGGAAGAGGAGCAGUGGAUCAAGAAGGCUGUUCAGGGCAGCUUUCUGUUCAACCAUCUGAGCGACCAAAAGAUUCACGAGGUGAUUUCCGUACUGAAGAAACUUGAGUCUAAGGCCGGCGAUAUUGUGAUGCGUCAAGGAGUCCCUGGGGACACGUUCUACUUGGUGGAGACGGGCGAAUUUGAAGCUCGUCACCUGAAGGAUGAAAUUCCCGAGCCUUCGCCUGAGAACGAUUCCUCACCGGAAGCGUAUGGUGAUGUGGUUCAGGUGUACAAGGCAACCAACGACUCUCAUCCGACGUUCGGUGAGCUGGCGCUUAUUUACCCGAAGCCUCGCGUCAACACGGUUGUUACAAAGGAGAAGGGAACGCUCUGGGCGCUGGAUCGGAUUGCUUUCCGCUCGAUCUUGAUGCGUGGUCGACCUCUGCGCGAUGUUGUGCGACGUCUACGCCAGAUCAGCCUACUGCGUCCAUUGACUGUGGCGCAGACUAACCUGGUUGCAGAAGAGAUGCGCGCUGUGGUCUUCGAACCGAACCAAGUGGUUUUGCACGAGGGAAUGACGGAGCCGGGCUUCUUUCUGAUCACCAGUGGCCGCAUCGAAUCGACCUCGAAGAUGGACAACGUGGUGCCUCUGGAGCUCAAGACGUUCGACUACUUUGGUGAAAUUGCGCUGGUUCGAAGACGUUCGAUCAGUCAACGUUCCAUUCGUGCUAUUGAGCGCACUGAGUGUCUGUUCAUUCGAAAGGACGCAUUGGAACUGGCUGUGGGCAAACUGCCUUCAAUUUUGGAGAAGGACAAACUGCGUCGUGCACGCAAGACACAGAUCUCGGAGGCACAGAAGGAGGCAAAGCCGAACACUUUCGUCCAGUUCGACAACGAAACGAAGUCCGAGAUGCCCCAGUCUAUCAACGAUCUGGAGGUUGUCGGAAGCGUCAUGUCCGAUCUAACCAACACUGUUCGCUUGGUUGAGGUCAAGGGCUCGUCCCCGUCCGUCUAUUUGACGUUGCGCUCGGUGAGCAAACAGGCGAUCGUGGACGCUGGUAUGCAGAAGCACGUCAGUGGCGAGCGUGACAUCUACGUAUCUCUGUACGAGAAGAACGCUAUUGUGCCGCAGCUCUUCGGAAUGAACUCGAAUGGCUCAGACAUUCACAUGCUGUAUAACACGCAAAUCGUUGGCACUCUGGAGAGCUUCUUGGACGGCGAACCGCACGGCGAGUCGUUCGUACGAUACUACGCCGCGCAAGUUGUGAUGGCGCUCGAGUUCAUGCACUCGGAGGGCGUGGUUUCUCGAACGGUUGACCCCACGAACCUCAUGGUGGACCGCAGUGGAAACCUCCGCAUGAUCAACUUGCGGCUUUCCAAGUACGUCGGUCGUGGCCGGACUUACACUGUGUGUGGAACCCCCGAAUACCUCGCCCCGGAGCAGAUUACUGGCGAAGGCCACAACAUCGCUGCCGAUUACUGGGCACUUGGUGUGCUCAUGUACGAAAUGCUCACCGGUGCAACACCAUUCACCCGGGAGAACGAGAACGACUUGGAGAUCUUGAACGACAUUGCGUCGUUCCGCCCAGACCAACUGCCCUGGCCUGAAAACACUAGCACCGAGCUGAAGGAUAUCAUCGCGAGUCUGUUAAGUCCGGACCCCGCACAGCGUCUCGGAUACUCGGAAAUUCGCGCCGGCGCUUGCGAGCCGAUCAAGAAACACGCUUUCUUCGCUGGCACCUCUUGGGAAGCCAUGAAGAUGGGCUCGUUCUCGGCACCACUCGAGCCGGAGGCUGCAUCAGAAUUCAAGCAGAUCGCAGCGAGUGGAAGUCACGAAGACAUGAACAUCGGUGGCGUCUAUACGGGCGAUGCUGACUGGCUCGCUGGAUUCUAGACUUGUAUAAAUCUCGCCGCUCGUUGAACACUCAAUUACUCAACGUGGGGUAUCAACCUCCAGAAAUUGAAGUAUUUUGUUUUUUUGCGAGCUAAGUAAAAAGGAUUCGACACCUAC
This is a messenger RNA of Phytophthora infestans T30-4, 3429 nucleotides long. RefSeq names its product cGMP-dependent protein kinase, putative. The record is from RefSeq and is a predicted model, not a curated record. The transcript has 12 exons. Bases 1 to 3312 code for a protein of 1103 amino acids. Gene Ontology annotation, biological process: protein phosphorylation. Lineage: Eukaryota; Oomycota; Peronosporomycetes; Peronosporales; Peronosporaceae. Gene Ontology annotation, molecular function: protein kinase activity; ATP binding; cation binding.